AUGAGCGCAUCAUUAUCCCGUGCCAAUAUCGGCGAACUUCUCGAGACCUCCACUCCAAUUUCAGCUGCGAAUCAAUCCAAUGUCAAUAUCAAGAGAUCCAUCGAAAUUUCCACUCCAAACACAUCCGCAAGCAAGAAUACUGGUUCAGGCUCAGGAACAAGUGCAGAAACAGGAGGAUAUCAGUCUGGAAUGAAGACGCUUGAGAAGAGCUUCCCCGGAAUUCUCGAUUACCUGCACACCAGCAAGGGAUCGCCACAGGCACUCACCAGACAGGGCCAGACCCUCCAGGCUAGAAAGCGAGCACGUACAUCAGUCGAGUCCGAUCUGAGCUUGAACAGCACCAGCACUCCUCCACCAAACGGCAAUGCAAAUGGCAAUGGAAAGAUAGUCAAGAAGCCAAAACUUGAUAAAGAUCCAGCAAGUGCAGCCAAGUCAAGCGCGACAGUCGAGUCCUCCGCUGCCGAGAAGGGUGAUCUCGUGAGAGGCUUCCGCGCUUUCUGCGUCAAGCCAGACUGCAAUGAGACAGUAACUGGGAAAACAUCCGUUCUCGACGCGGAGGUGAUCGAGUUCUUGCUCUGGUACGAUCGACAGUCUGCGGCCGUGACUUCGGGGACUGCGCAGUUGCAUGUUCUCAGCACCGCGUUAGCGAAGAGCCCUGAAGAUGACGAUAUCAAGCGCAAGCUCGAUGCCAUGCAGAAUCAGCUCAAGAGACUUCGUCUUAAGGGCGAGGUCCAUGGUCCAUGCAACUUGCUUCAGGCUGCUAAGUUGGUAAGAAAGCCAUACUGA
This is a messenger RNA of Rhinocladiella mackenziei CBS 650.93, 786 nucleotides long. RefSeq lists its product as uncharacterized. The coding region runs from base 1 to 786 and encodes 261 amino acids. NCBI's taxonomy places the organism in Eukaryota, Fungi, Ascomycota, Eurotiomycetes, Chaetothyriales, Herpotrichiellaceae. The transcript is spliced from 2 exons. The record is from RefSeq and is a predicted model, not a curated record.